AUGAGACCUCGAGGUAUCCUUCUCCUGGCAGUGGUCCUUGUCUUGGGGCUGUGUGCUCUGGUGGAGGGCCAGAAACCUUCUCCCUGCCGGUGCUCCAGGAUGACACCAGAGAACAGAAAGAACUGUGGCUUCCCGGGCAUCACCAGCGACGAGUGCUUUAAUAAUGGUUGUUGCUUUGACUCCAGCGUCGGUGGGGUCCCCUGGUGUUUCCACCCACUUCCAAACCAAGCAGAGGAGCAGUGUGUCAUGGAAGUGUCAGCCCGCAAGAAUUGUGGGUUCCCGGGUAUCAGCCCUGAGGAGUGUGCCUCUCGACAGUGCUGCUUCUCCGACCUGGUCUUCGAGGUGCCCUGGUGUUUCUACCCACAGUCUGUGCAAGAGGUCUCCUCUGUGUCUGAGAUGGCAUGGAGUAUCUCUGAGAAGCAGCAAAGAAGGCGGGGCCUGGUGGGAGGGUCUCACAGCCGUCGCUCUGAUAAAAAGCAAAUGAAUAAGGGGUUUGAGAUCCUCAGUUCCCCUGCCCUGGCUCUGUGGGUCUGGAUUUGCCCAUGUGAUUCUUCUCCCUAG
Messenger RNA from Arvicola amphibius (Eurasian water vole), 561 nucleotides. RefSeq names its product trefoil factor 2 (gene Tff2). The record is from RefSeq and is a predicted model, not a curated record. The coding region runs from base 1 to 561 and encodes 186 amino acids. NCBI's taxonomy places the organism in Eukaryota, Metazoa, Chordata, Mammalia, Rodentia, Cricetidae. The transcript is spliced from 4 exons. Gene Ontology annotation, molecular function: CXCR4 chemokine receptor binding. Gene Ontology annotation, biological process: maintenance of gastrointestinal epithelium; negative regulation of gastric acid secretion; chemokine-mediated signaling pathway.